AUGCCUCGUAAACUCAAGUUCCACGAGCAAAAGCUUCUCAAGAAGCACGACUUCAUCAACUACAAGCAGGACAACAAGCACAGAGAUCACGAUGUUUCCAGGCGGUACAUGAUUCAGAAGCCCGAAGACUACCAUAAGUAUAACAGGUUAUGUGGUUCCCUUCGCCAACUAGCUCAUCGCCUCAGCCUCCUUCCCCCAGAGAGCGAGGUCAGGAGAAAACACGAGGCGCUGCUCCUAGACAAACUCUUCGACAUGGGGAUUCUUCCGACGAAGUCAAAACUUUCACAAGUCGAGCACGGCGUUACCGUGUCUGCUUUUGCGCGACGCCGUCUACCUGUUGUCAUGACUCGUCUACGCAUGGCAGAGACCGUUCAAGCGGCAACAAAGCUCAUCGAGCAGGGGCACGUCCGUGUCGGUGUUGAAGAAGUCCGUGACCCGGCGUUCCUUGUUACGCGGAGUAUGGAGGACUUCGUCACCUGGACCGUCGGAAGCAAGAUCAAGCAGAAUAUCAUGAAGUAUCGCGACAAACUGGACGAUUUUGAGCUUCUCUAA
Messenger RNA from Parathielavia appendiculata, 552 nucleotides. RefSeq names its product alpha-L RNA-binding motif-containing protein. Gene Ontology annotation, molecular function: structural constituent of ribosome; rRNA binding; snoRNA binding. Gene Ontology annotation, cellular component: small ribosomal subunit; small-subunit processome; Mpp10 complex. The coding region runs from base 1 to 552 and encodes 183 amino acids. Gene Ontology annotation, biological process: ribosomal small subunit biogenesis; rRNA processing. The record is from RefSeq and is a predicted model, not a curated record. The transcript has 8 exons. NCBI's taxonomy places the organism in Eukaryota, Fungi, Ascomycota, Sordariomycetes, Sordariales, Chaetomiaceae.